CACACACACACACACACACAUCGUGUUUACAGCCUUGGAGAGCGCUGCAUAUCUGACAUUUCCCUCCCAAACUCCAACCAGCUCUGUUCUCUUCUGAAAGUCCGUCAAAAUCUAACCCCUCCUCUUCCUCCUCCUGCGCCGCCAUGGAGCGUGUCCAGCACAUGACCAAGUCGGCCAUCCGCCGAGCGUCCCAGAUCGAGGUCAACCCACAGACCAAAAGGAACCUGCAGGAGCUGUUUGUCAACUUCACCCUCAUCCUCAUCUGCCUGCUCCUCAUCUACAUCAUCGUCCUGCUCAGCAGCUGAGAACAGUCUCUCUCUCUCUCUCUCUCUCUCUCUGUCUCUCUCUCUGUGUGGCUCCACUGACCUGUCCAUGACCAUGAAGAAGGAAGAGUCCACUCUGUGUGUGUGUGUUUGUGUGAACAGGUCAUGGACGAUGUUUCUGGAAAAGCUGAUCGGGGAUCAGUCUCGUCCACGUCCGGAAGUGACCCAUGGUCCAUCAUCAGCUGCAUCUUCAUUUAACUGCUGUAAACAUCUGCCUGCUGCUCAUUCACAUCAAUCCUCUGCUUUGUUAGCAAUGUUCUGAUUUUCAAAAAAACACACUCUCCCAUUUUUAAGACAUCUUUGUAGAGUUAAAGUAACACUAAGUCUGAUUGAGACCAAAAUACGUGACAGUUACAUUAAAAGAGUUAAUUUUAUCACUCUUGUGUGAUGGUAUGAUACGGUACAGGUGGAGCUCGACCCAUGACAGUCAGCUGAUUGGGCAACAAAUAAGCAUCACUCCCAGAACAAUUCUUAGACAUUUUAAUUGGAUGAGCCUCAAAUAAAACUUAGGAACUAGUUUUUCUUUAUUAUAAACUGAUUGCUGUUCUCUUUUCUUUUACAUUUUCUAACUUUUUAGCUUCGCAGUGACGUGCGUGCCUGACUGUGUAUGAUAAGAUAAGAUCAUUUACUUUACUUGUCCGAAAAUGGGUAUAUUUACAAAAUGUACAAUUUACUAUAGGCCUCUGUCUAGUCGGUAUAAUACUCAAUUAGUUAGGGUUAAAUUGACUUUAACACUGUUUUCCUGCAUAGAAAAUAUCACAUUAGAACAAUGCAACCGUGUCUGUAUUUCAAUUUAACUCCCACCGCCCAUUGAACCCUGUUCCUUCUUGCAGCAGAGGGAUCAAAAUGUUUUUUUUUAUCACCUUUUUAGAAACCUGUCGCUAAGCCGUACAUGUUUCUGUUAGCUUAUUUGUUUGAAAGACACAAGACACAUGUUUAAAGUCUAAAAGUGGAGUCUCUGACGAUGCAGAACUGGCAGUCGUUUAUUAGUAUAUCAGCGCAGAAACCUUCACUUUUGCAUGGUGUGACGUCACUGAAUGACAUUUUAUACAUCAUUAUUAAAACUGACUACCCUGUUUGGUCAGUUGCAGAACUGUAAAAGACACACACAUACUGUAUAUACAGUAUAUUUAUAUAUCUCAUGUGUAUUAUUGUGAAUAUUGUGAGGAUUAUUUUAUGUAGGAGUUUGAAAUCAUGAACCACGAAAUAAACUGCAUGGAAAGUG
Messenger RNA from Solea senegalensis (Senegalese sole), 1548 nucleotides. It is a transcript of the gene pln1, whose product is annotated as phospholamban. The transcript is spliced from 2 exons. The coding region runs from base 144 to 305 and encodes 53 amino acids. Gene Ontology annotation, molecular function: ATPase inhibitor activity. Gene Ontology annotation, biological process: negative regulation of ATPase-coupled calcium transmembrane transporter activity; negative regulation of calcium ion import into sarcoplasmic reticulum; negative regulation of heart rate. Lineage: Eukaryota; Metazoa; Chordata; Actinopteri; Pleuronectiformes; Soleidae. The record is from RefSeq and is a predicted model, not a curated record. Gene Ontology annotation, cellular component: sarcoplasmic reticulum; membrane.